GAUUUUCCGAAAAUUUUUCGUCUGGGUUUUUGUUUUUUUCUUUUGGAUUCGAGUGCGUCCGAAACGGAAGAAUCAAACUAAUUCUAUAUGAUGGCCGAUCACUUAGACGAACCGCCCCAAAAGCGGGUUAAAAUGGAUCCAACGGACAUCUCUUACUUUCUGGAGGAGAACCUGCCCGAUGAGCUGGUGUCCUCGAACAGUGGUUGGUCGGAUCAGCUGACCGGCGGAGCAGGCGGUGGCAAUGGAGGUGGCGGCGCCUCCGGUGUAACCACAAACCCCACAUCCGGCCCAAAUCCCGGUGGAGGACCCAACAAGCCGGCAGCCCAAGGACCCGGCUCUGGCACAGGCGGAGUCGGUGUUGGAGUCAAUGUGGGUGUCGGCGGUGUUGUUGGCGUCGGCGUUGUGCCUUCCCAGAUGAACGGAGCCGGCGGCGGCAACGGAUCCGGAACGGGUGGCGACGACGGCAGUGGCAACGGCUCAGGAGCGGGCAACAGAAUCAGUCAAAUGCAGCACCAGCAACUGCAGCACCUACUCCAGCAACAGCAGCAGGGCCAAAAGGGCGCCAUGGUGGUGCCCGGGAUGCAGCAGCUGGGCAGCAAGUCGCCCAACCUGCAGUCACCCAACCAGGGUGGCAUGCAGCAGGUGGUGGGCACUCAGAUGGGUAUGGUCAACUCAAUGCCCAUGUCAAUAUCGAAUAAUGGCAACAAUGGCAUGAACGCCAUACCAGGCAUGAACACCAUUGCGCAGGGCAAUCUGGGAAACAUGGUGCUGACCAACAGCGUUGGCGGCGGCAUGGGCGGCAUGGUUAAUCAUCUUAAGCAGCAGCCUGGCGGCGGCGGCGGUGGAAUGAUCAAUGCCGUUUCAGUACCCGGAGGUCCUGGAGCAGGAGCUGGAGGCGUUGGAGCUGGCGGCGGAGGAGCCGUUACCGCAAACCAAGGCAUGCAUAUGCAGAACGGCCCAAUGAUGGGACGCAUGGUGGGGCAACAGCAUAUGCUUCGUGGCCCGCAUCUCAUGGGUGCCUCUGGAGGAGCUGGUGGGCCAGGAAACGGGCCUGGUGGCGGAGGACCACGCAUGCAGAAUCCGAACAUGCAAAUGAAUUUCCGUCCGUUUGCAGCUCAACUCAACAGUCUGCCCUACGGAGUGGGUCAGUAUGGUGGUCCAGGCGGUGGCAACAAUCCUCAGCAACAGCAGCAGCAACAGCAGCAACAACUUCUCGCCCAGCAGAUGGCCCAAAGAGGCGGCGUCGUACCGGGCAUGCCGCAGGGUAAUCGGCCCGUUGGCACAGUGGUGCCCAUGUCCACACUCGGCGGCGAUGGAUCAGGGCCCACGGGGCAGCUGGUAAGCGGGAAUCCUCAGCAGCAACAGAUGCUGGCGCAGCAGCAAACCGGAGCCAUGGGCCCGCGUCCUCCGCAACCAAACCAGUUGCUCGGUCAUCCCGGCCAGCAGCAGCAGCAACAGCAGCCUGGCACCUCGCAGCAGCAGCAACAGCAGCAGGGAGUCGGAAUCGGAGGAGCAGGCGUUGUGGCCAAUGCAGGAACCGUUGCUGGCGUGCCGGCAGUGGCAGGCGGCGGAGCCGGUGGCGCCGUGCAAUCUAGCGGCCCUGGUGGCGCCAAUCGCGAUGUGCCCGACGACCGUAAGCGACAGAUCCAGCAGCAACUGAUGCUGCUCCUCCAUGCACACAAAUGCAAUCGCAGGGAGAACCUGAAUCCGAACAGGGAAGUGUGCAACGUCAACUACUGCAAGGCGAUGAAAUCCGUGCUGGCCCACAUGGGCACUUGCAAACAGAGCAAGGACUGCACCAUGCAGCAUUGUGCCUCCUCGCGCCAAAUCCUAUUGCAUUACAAAACGUGCACAAACAGUGGCUGCGUCAUUUGCUAUCCCUUCCGGCAGAAUCAUUCGGUUUUUCAAAAUGCGAAUGUGCCGCCAGGAGGCGGACCGGCAGGAAUUGGAGGUGCGCCUCCAGGUGCCGGCGGAGCGGGUGGUGGAGCGGCUGGAGCAGGCGGUAAUCUUCAGCAGCAACAGCAGCAGCAGCAACAACAACAGCAGCAGCAGAACCAGCAGCCCAAUCUGACGGGUCUGGUGGUGGAUGGCAAGCAGGGACAGCAGGUUGCACCGGGAGGUGGCCAAAAUACUGCCAUAGUUCUUCCCCAGCAGCAGGGAGCGGGCGGUGCACCGGGUGCGCCGAAAACGCCUGCGGAUAUGGUGCAACAAUUGACCCAACAGCAGCAGCAACAGCAGGUGCACCAGCAGCAGGUUCAGCAGCAAGAACUCCGUCGAUUCGAUGGCAUGGGCCAAGUUGGACUAUCGCCGGUGCCAGCAGGUGGUAUGCAACAGCAGCAGCAGCAGGGUUUGGCUCCUGUGAUUCGCAUUCAAGGCGCUCAGCCGGCCGUCAGGGUCCUGGGACCAGGUGGUCCCGGCGGCCCAAGUGGACCAAAUGUUCUGCCGAACGAUGUUAACAGCCUGCAUCAACAACAGCAACAAAUGCUGCAACAGCAGCAGCAACAAGGCCAGAAUCGACGACGCGGUGGCCUUGCCACCAUGGUGGAGCAACAACAGCAGCAUCAACAACAACAGCAGCAACCCAAUCCCGCCCAGCUGGGUGGCAACAUUCCAGCACCACUCUCUGUCAACGUCGGUGGCUUUGGCAAUACCAAUUUCGGUGGUGCAGCAGCCGGCGGAGCCGUGGGAGCCAACGAUAAGCAGCAACUGAAGGUGGCCCAAGUGCAUCCGCAGAGCCAUGGCGUAGGAGCGGGCGGAGCAUCAGCGGGCGCCGGAGCGAGUGGUGGUCAAGUGGCAGCCGGUUCCAGUGUCCUGAUGCCAGCCGAUACCACGGGCAGUGGUAAUGCGGUCAAUCCCAGCCAGAAUGCCGGCGGUGGAGCUGGAGGUGCCGGCGGUGGCAAUGGCGGAAACUCUGGACCUCCGGGCGACAAUGAGAAAGACUGGCGGGAAUCGGUGACCGCCGAUCUGCGCAACCACCUCGUCCACAAACUGGUGCAGGCCAUCUUCCCCACCUCGGAUCCCACGACCAUGCAGGACAAACGGAUGCAUAAUCUCGUUUCAUACGCGGAAAAGGUCGAGAAGGACAUGUACGAAAUGGCCAAGUCCAGAUCGGAGUACUAUCACCUGCUGGCCGAGAAGAUCUACAAGAUUCAAAAGGAGCUGGAGGAGAAGCGUCUGAAGCGUAAGGAACAGCACCAGCAGAUGAUGCUGCAGCAGCAGGGCGUUGCGAAUCCAGUGGCUGGAGGAGCGGCUGGCGGAGCAGGCAGUGCAGCUGGCGUAGCGGGCGGUGUUGUCUUGCCCCAGCAGCAACAGCAGCAGCAACAACAGCAGCAGCAGGGUCAGCAGCCUCUGCAGAGCUGUAUCCAUCCCAGCAUCAGUCCAAUGGGCGGUGUGAUGCCGCCGCAGCAGCUGCGUCCACAAGGACCACCUGGGAUAUUGGGCCAGCAGACGGCAGCAGGCCUGGGCGUCGGCGUGGGAGUGACCAACAACAUGGUUACCAUGCGCAGUCAUUCGCCCGGUGGCAACAUGCUCGCCCUGCAGCAACAACAGCGCAUGCAGUUCCCGCAACAACAGCAGCAACAACCACCCGGGUCUGGAGCCGGCAAAAUACUGGUCGGUCCACCAGGACCCAGUCCCGGUGGCAUGGUGGUCAAUCCCGCGCUCUCGCCUUACCAGACGACCAAUGUGCUCACCAGUCCGGUGCCAGGACAGCAGCAACAGCAGCAGUUCAUUAAUGCGAACGGCGGCACUGGCGCCAAUCCUCAGCUGAGCGAGAUCAUGAAGCAACGACAUAUUCACCAGCAGCAGCAGCAACAACAGCAACAGCAGCAGCAGCAAGGAAUGUUGUUGCCGCAGUCGCCAUUUAGCAAUGCCACACCUCUACAACAACAGCAGCAGCAGCAGGCGACUAGCAACAGCUUUAGCUCACCAAUGCAGCAGCAACAGCAGCAGCAAGGUCAGCAACAGCAACAACAGAAGCCUGGCAGUGUGCUGAAUAAUAUGCCGCCCACGCCCACGAGUCUGGAAGCCCUGAAUGCGGGGGCUGGAGCGCCGGGAGCUGGAGGAUCCGCCUCCAAUGUGACGGUUUCAGCUCCGAGCCCAUCACCUGGCUUCCUGUCCAACGGCCCGUCGAUUGGCACGCCCUCCAACAAUAAUAAUAGUAGUAGUGCUAACAACAACCCGCCCUCGGUGAGCAGCCUAAUGCAACAGCCGCUGAGCAAUCGGCCGGGUACGCCUCCUUACAUACCCGCCUCCCCAGUGCCGGCGACAAGUGCGUCCGGAUUAGCGGCUAGCAGUACGCCCGCAUCAGCAGCAGCCACCUGUGCGAGUAGUGGCAGUGGCAGCAAUAGCAGCAGUGGAGCAACUGCAGCGGGUGCAAGUUCCACGUCAUCAUCUUCCUCGGCGGGCUCGGGUACACCACUCAGCUCGGUAUCGACUCCUACAUCGGCCACGAUGGCCACCAGCAGCGGUGGUGGUGGCAAUGCAGGAGGCGGAUCAUCCACUACGCCCGCUAGCAAUCCACUGCUCCUCAUGUCUGGAGGAACGGCAGGAGGCGGAACGGGAGCGACGACCACCACAUCGACAUCCUCGAGCAGUCGCAUGAUGAGCAGCUCCAGCAGUCUCUCCUCUCAGAUGGCUGCCCUGGAGGCUGCGGCGCGAGACAACGAUGAUGAGACGCCCUCGCCAUCCGGCGAGAAUACAAACGGCAGUGGUGGCAGUGGAAAUGCCGGCGGUAUGGCCUCUAAGGGCAAACUGGACUCCAUUAAGCAAGAUGACGAUAUCAAGAAGGAGUUUAUGGAUGACAGCUGUGGCGGAAAUAACGAUAGCUCGCAGAUGGAUUGCUCGACGGGUGGUGGCAAGGGCAAGAAUGUGAACAACGACGGAACCAGCAUGAUCAAAAUGGAGAUCAAGACGGAGGAGGGACUCGAUGGCGAGGUGAAGAUCAAAACGGAAGCCAUGGAUGUGGACGAGGCUGGAGGAUCGACAGCCGGAGAGCAUCAUGGCGAAGGUGGCGGCGGCAGUGGUGUUGGCGGCGGCAAGGACAACAUCAAUGGUGCGCACGAUAGCGGAGCGACAGGCGGUGCUGUGGACAUAAAACCCAAGACGGAUACGAAACCACUCGUACCGGAGCCACUGGCACCGAAUGCGGGUGACAAGAAAAAGAAGUGCCAAUUCAAUCCCGAGGAACUGCGCACCGCUCUCCUGCCUACGCUAGAGAAGCUCUACAGGCAGGAGCCCGAAUCCGUGCCCUUUCGCUACCCAGUUGAUCCCCAGGCGCUGGGCAUUCCCGAUUACUUUGAGAUCGUUAAGAAGCCCAUGGACCUGGGCACCAUACGCACCAACAUCCAGAAUGGAAAGUACAGUGAUCCCUGGGAGUAUGUGGACGACGUUUGGCUGAUGUUCGACAAUGCCUGGCUGUAUAAUCGCAAAACAUCGCGGGUCUAUCGCUAUUGCACAAAGCUUUCCGAAGUCUUUGAGGCGGAGAUUGAUCCUGUGAUGCAGGCACUGGGAUAUUGCUGCGGCAGGAAGUACACAUUUAAUCCACAGGUGCUCUGCUGCUACGGCAAGCAGCUCUGCACGAUUCCGCGGGAUGCCAAGUACUACAGCUACCAGAACAGUCUAAAGGAAUACGGUGUCGCCUCAAAUAGAUACACCUACUGCCAAAAGUGCUUUAACGACAUCCAGGGCGAUACGGUCACACUGGGCGACGAUCCACUGCAAUCGCAAACCCAAAUCAAAAAGGAUCAGUUCAAGGAGAUGAAGAACGAUCAUCUCGAACUGGAGCCGUUUGUCGAUUGCCAGGAGUGCGGACGCAAACAGCACCAGAUCUGCGUGCUCUGGCUGGAUUCAAUUUGGCCCGGUGGCUUCGUGUGCGAUAACUGCCUGAAAAAGAAGAACUCAAAGCGGAAGGAGAACAAGUUCAAUGCGAAACGCCUGCCCACCACCAAGCUGGGCGUGUACAUAGAGACGCGGGUGAAUAAUUUCCUCAAGAAGAAGGAGGCUGGUGCCGGCGAGGUGCACAUUCGUGUGGUCAGCUCAUCGGACAAGUGUGUAGAGGUGAAGCCCGGCAUGCGUCGACGAUUCGUCGAGCAGGGCGAGAUGAUGAACGAGUUCCCAUAUCGCGCCAAAGCCCUCUUUGCCUUCGAGGAGGUGGACGGCAUCGAUGUGUGCUUCUUUGGCAUGCACGUUCAGGAGUAUGGAUCCGAGUGCCCGGCGCCGAAUACGCGGCGUGUUUACAUUGCCUAUUUGGAUUCCGUUCAUUUCUUCCGGCCAAGACAGUACCGUACAGCGGUAUAUCACGAAAUUCUGCUCGGCUACAUGGACUACGUGAAACAGCUGGGCUACACAAUGGCCCAUAUCUGGGCCUGUCCGCCAUCCGAGGGGGAUGACUACAUCUUCCACUGCCAUCCCACGGACCAGAAGAUACCCAAGCCCAAGCGCCUGCAGGAGUGGUACAAAAAGAUGCUUGACAAGGGCAUGAUCGAGCGCAUCAUACAGGACUACAAGGAUAUCCUGAAGCAGGCGAUGGAGGACAAACUGGGCUCUGCCGCAGAGCUGCCCUACUUUGAGGGCGACUUCUGGCCCAAUGUGCUGGAGGAGAGCAUCAAGGAACUGGACCAGGAGGAGGAGGAGAAGCGCAAGCAGGCCGAGGCCGCGGAAGCAGCAGCUGCGGCAAAUCUUUUCUCAAUCGAGGAGAACGAAGUCAGCGGCGAUGGCAAAAAGAAGGGCCAGAAGAAGGCCAAAAAGUCGAACAAAUCGAAAGCGGCGCAGCGUAAGAACAGCAAAAAGUCCAACGAACAUCAGUCGGGCAACGAUCUCUCCGCCAAGAUAUAUGCGACCAUGGAGAAGCACAAGGAGGUCUUCUUCGUCAUCCGUCUGCAUUCGGCGCAGUCGGCAGCUAGUUUAGCGCCCAUCCAGGAUCCCGAUCCGCUGCUCACAUGCGAUCUGAUGGAUGGACGCGAUGCCUUCCUCACCCUCGCCCGCGACAAGCACUUUGAGUUCUCGUCGCUGCGGCGCGCACAGUUCUCCACUCUGUCCAUGUUGUAUGAGCUGCAUAACCAGGGUCAGGACAAGUUCGUUUACACCUGCAACCACUGCAAGACGGCCGUGGAGACGCGCUACCACUGUACUGUUUGUGAUGACUUCGAUCUGUGUAUCGUGUGCAAGGAGAAGGUUGGCCAUCAGCACAAGAUGGAGAAGCUCGGCUUCGACAUCGACGACGGCUCUGCGCUGGCGGAUCACAAGCAGGCUAAUCCGCAGGAGGCCCGCAAGCAAUCCGUCCAGCGUUGCAUCCAAUCGCUGGUGCACGCCUGCCAGUGUCGCGAUGCCAACUGCCGCCUGCCAUCGUGCCAGAAGAUGAAGCGCGUCGUCCAGCACACGAAGAACUGCAAACGCAAGCCCAACGGAGGAUGCCCCAUCUGCAAGCAGCUUAUCGCACUCUGUUGCUACCACGCCAAGAACUGUGAGGAGCCGAAGUGCCCCGUGCCGUUCUGUCCCAACAUCAAGCACAAGCUCAAGCAGCAGCAGUCCCAGCAGAAAUUCCAGCAGCAGCAGUUGCUGCGUCGCCGUGUGGCGCUCAUGUCGCGUACAUCUACAGCUCCAGCGGCUCUGCAAGGCCCAGCUGCAGUAAGCGGUCCGACCGUCGUCUCUGGAGGAGUGCCCGUGGUGGGCAUGUCCGGUGUGACAGUUAGCCAACCGGUUAUCCCCGGCCAGGCGGGUAUACUACCUCCAGGGGCGGGUGGCAUGUCGCCAUCUACAGUGGCAGUUCCAUCGCCUGUUUCAGGAGGAGCGGGAGUCGGUGGAAUGGGUGGAAUGACAUCACCACAUCCGCAUCAACCAGGCAUAGGUAUGAAACCAGGUGGCGGUCACUCGCCGUCGCCAAAUGUCCUACAAGUGGUGAAGCAGGUCCAGGAAGAGGCAGCUCGUCAGCAGGUUUCGCAUGGCGGUGGCUUCGGCAAGGGCGUACCCAUGGCGCCGCCCGUAAUGAAUCGUCCAAUGGGCGGCGCAGGACCCAACCAAAAUGUUAAUCAACUUGGUGGCAUGGGCGUUGGAGUUGGAGGUGUCGGUGGUGUUGGCGUCGGAGGCGUUGGUGGAGUGGGUGUUAAUCAACUGAAUUCGGGUGGUGGCAAUACACCGGGUGCCCCCAUUUCCGGUCCCGGAAUGAAUGUGAAUCAUCUGAUGUCCAUGGAUCAGUGGGGCGGUGGCGGAGCCGGCGGCGGAGGUGCCAAUCCCGGCGGAGGCAACCCACAAGCCCGCUAUGCCAACAAUACCGGCGGCAUGCGCCAGCCCACACAGGUGAUGCAAACGAAUCUGAUACCGCCGCAGCAACAGCAACAGAUGAUGGGCGGACUGGGCGGACCCAACCAACUGGGAGGUGGUCAAAUGCCAGUCGGCGGACAGCACGGAGGAAUGGGAAUGGGCAUGGGAGCCCCGCCAAUGGCCGGAACUGUUGGCGGGGUGCGUCCAUCUCCCGGAGCAGGAGGUGGAGGUGGAAGUGCAACUGGGGGCGGUCUAAAUACCCAACAACUCGCCCAGAUUAUGCAGAAGAUUAAGAACAAUCCCACCAACGAGAGCAACCAGCACAUCCUUGCCAUACUGAAACAGAAUCCGCAGAUCAUGGCGGCGAUCAUCAAGCAGCGCCAGCAGUCGCAGAUCAAUGCGGGCGGAGGAGCUCCUGGCCCCGGUGGAGCCUUACAGCAGCAGCAGGCUGGUAACGGACCGCAAAAUCCUCAACAGCAGCAGCAGCAGCAACAACAGCAGCAGCAGCAACAGGUGAUGCAGCAACAGCAGAUGCAGCACAUGAUGAACCAGCAGCAGGGCGCCGGCGGUCCCCAGCAGAUGAAUCCCAACCAGCAGCAGCAACAGCAGCAGGUUAAUCUCAUGCAGCAACAGCAACAAGGUGGACCCGGAGGACCAGGUUCUGGACUUCCCACGCGCAUGCCCAACAUGCCCAAUGCCUUGGGCAUGCUGCAAAGUCUUCCGCCCAACAUGUCGCCAGGCGUUUCCACUCAGGGAGGAAUGGUGCCCAACCAAAACUGGAACAAGAUGCGUUACAUGCAAAUGAGCCAGUACCCGCCACCGUAUCCGCAGCGCCAGCGUGGUCCGCACAUGGGCGGAGCGGGACCUGGCCCCGGCCAGCAACAGUUCCCCGGUGGCGGAGGUGGAGCGGGCAACUUCAAUGCAGGUGGUGCUGGUGGUGCAGGCGGCGUUGUCGGUGUGGGCGGAGUGCCCGGAGGAGCCGGCACGGUGCCCGGCGGCGAUCAGUACUCGAUGGCGAAUGCGGCCGCUGCCUCCAAUAUGCUGCAACAGCAGCAGGGCCAGGUGGGCGUCGGAGUGGGUGUGGGCGUGAAACCAGGACCCGGCCAACAGCAACAGCAGAUGGGCGUUGGCAUGCCGCCGGGUAUGCAGCAGCAACAGCAGCAACAGCAACCGCUGCAGCAGCAGAUGAUGCAGGUGGCGAUGCCAAAUGCGAAUGCCCAGAAUCCGUCGGCGGUGGUGGGCGGACCCAAUGCUCAGGUGAUGGGUCCGCCGACGCCGCACUCUCUGCAGCAGCAGCUGAUGCAAUCGGCCCGCUCAUCGCCGCCCAUUCGCUCCCCGCAGCCAACGCCAUCGCCACGUUCGGCUCCAUCGCCACGUGCUGCUCCCUCCGCCUCGCCUAGGGCACAGCCCUCGCCGCAUCAUGUGAUGAGCAGUCACUCGCCGGCGCCGCAGGGACCACCGCAUGACGGCAUGCACAAUCAUGGCAUGCAUCAUCAGUCGCCACUGCCAGGAGUGCCGCAGGAUGUUGGCGUCGGAGUCGGUGUCGGUGUCGGUGUUGGCGUUAACGUUAACGUCGGCAACGUGGGUGUCGGCAAUGCCGGAGGAGCCCUGCCCGACGCCUCCGACCAGCUGACCAAGUUUGUGGAGCGACUCUAGUGCAGCAACAACAGCAGCAGCACCAGCUACAAUGGUUGGUAGCCGCCGUGGCUAGAGGGCUAGGGCUAGACUGAAUGAAUGAAUGAGUGUCCAGUAGCCGCAGACAGGAUGACGACGAAGACCAACCGGCAGGGAUAACCAGUGUGUGUUAAACGAAUUAACAACUAUUAAUAACAUAUAUCUUUUUUUUUUUUGAAAACCACGGCACCACAAAUAAUUGUAUAUUAUUAUAAUUAAAACAACAACUAUCGCGCCUAAUGUGUACUGUAGAUUAAGAUGACCCACCAUUACAAUUUGGACAGAGCAUUAUGAUUCGAUUUCCAUUUUAUGUCCGCGAUUUAGCAAAUAUAUAAUAUCAUAUAUUUCAUAUGUCCCUAAAACACACACACACCAUGUAUUAAUGAAUGCGAUUCCUUCGAUUCCACUAAGCAGAUAUAGGAAAAAAAGCAUAGGGAUCGGGAUUAGGAGAAGGAGCUACAGAUAGACAUCUCGAUGUGACGACGUUUAAAACGUUGAGCGAAAGCUAAAAACCUUUCCUUAGUGACUUACAUCGGAAUGUUUAGUUAAGUAACAUUAUUUAUUUCGUGACUCCGCCACUAGAAAGCAAACGCAACUCGCAAAUCUGUUGAAAGUCUGUCAUGAUUGUGAGACAGACCAGACCAGAUAUAGCAUGUUGUAAAGUUGAAUUAAGUUUUUUGUACCCUUGUAGUGUUGUAAGCCAGUUGACCGAUGGCGACAACAACAAACACAACAACGACGCGACCCAAAUCUCCCGACCAUUCGCAUCUGCAUCCGCAUCCGCACAAGAAAUAUAUAGCCUAUAGUGAACAUGUGCCUGUUGGCGAUCGGAAGUUGAUUAAGUGCUCCUUAUAGGAGCUUCAAAUUGGGAACACGCAUAGAGUAAAUACAUAUUUUUAUACACAGAUCGAACAGCAGAAUAAGAAUCUGAAUCUAAAUCUAAAUCUGAAUCGGAAUCGGAAUCGAAAUCGAACUCGAAAUUGAAAUUGAUAACGGGAAUUCUCAUACUUAUGCCUAACCUCAUCUGAGCCCAAAAUCGAAAUCCAAAUCCAAAAAUCACUUCCAAUUGACAGACAACAAUAAGUAUAAAUGAUGGGGCGAGGAGUUCGAUGACGAGAACGAGAAUGACAAGGAGAAGGAGAACGCAAUUAGGAGAAUCAAGAAUCAGGAUACGAUAGUAGCAAACAAAACACCAAACAGAUGAGCAGAGGAGUAGGAUGGACGGGUUAGCGAUACGAAAGAGGAGUAUGAUGAUUAACAAGUGCAACAAAAUAGCAAUAGCCAAAAUGCUUUGAAAACAGUUUUAGGGUACUUGAACUAAUUAAGGAACUAACAUUUACAACAUAUAUGCAUACGUAGGACAACAAAUUAGUGUUGUAAUUUCUAACAAAUUGUUCACGAUUGAUUGUUUAUAUUGUUUAAGGACGAUUUUAGCCUAAGGACCCCGCCCCCUGUUUGUGUGUGUGUGAGUGCGUGCGUGCGUGCGAGUGUGUCUGUGCGCGUUCCUAAUUCUUCGAUUAUUACAUUCAUUUAAUUUUCGAUCUAUGUGUACAUAACUUGACGUUUUACUUAGUAUUUGAUUUUGUGAUAGCGAAAAGUAAAGGAUAUAGGGGAGCGCCAGGAACCCCAUUUGUCUCAAAAGCAGGAAGCAGCAGGAUAUUUAACGGGGUACGCAGGAUUGAUUGCUAUUUAUUAACGCUAAAAUAAAACAAAUACCAUCUAGGCUAUAGACUUUUAGGCUUAAACGAGAUUUAGGUUUAUCACUAUUUAUUAGACGUAGCCUGUAGUUUUUAACUGGGUUUAUUUUAUUAAUCGGAUAUAUCAUUUUUGUUUUGUGUCGUACAUCUAAGAUGGUAUGUGGAAGCUAUUGUUUUCGUUUUCAAACUGUUUUCAUUCUACCAGUUGCCGCCGCCCAAGAAACAGAAAGAGACAGGAGACAGCAAGAGAGCGAGACAGUAGAUGAGCAGGAGAGGAUUUUGUAAAUUUUAGAUACUAGGAUACUUAUUCACUGCGCAUAAAAAUGCCUUCAAUUGCGACAUCAGCAAGUAACUAACAUAACUGUAAAUACCCAACACACACAAACAUACGAAUACAAGUAAACACAAUAUAAAUAUAUAUAUAUAUAUAUAUAUAUAUAUAUAUAUAUAUACAUAUUAAUAAUAGUAUAUAUAUAUUUACCGAUUACUUACUGAUAGGUGUAGUAGGUCACUCGUACGCGAAAGUUGGUAAAAUCCAAUGCCUAGUUCGUAAGCCGAGCAUAUUCAUAUAUCGUAACAAUCGGUUAUAUCGUUUAUAUAAGGAUCGAUCUACACCGCGACACACACACACACAUAUGGCAAAUAAAUACAUAUAUAUAUAUCGGGAUAUAUACUUUUAGUUAGUGUUUUUAAACGAAACGCGCAGAGUUUCCUUAGCUAAGCGAAAGACAAAAACAAAAAAAUGGGAAAACCAACUAAAAAAGCUGCGCCUGCCAACGAUAAAACCGAUAACAAAAAAUAUAAGGACGAGAAGGAUGCGAAACCCACGCUGCGCUGCACACAAUCAAAAAACAAAAAAAAACAUUAAACAGACACCAAAAAACAAAAACUUAAAAUAAAGCAACUUUAAAUAUAUAUUAUUAUAUAGAAACGAAAACAUACUCAAGUCACUGGGCUCUGCCGCCGAAUGCCUUUGUACUUUUAACGUAUGGAACAAUGAUCGGUAAUUGAUUAUCGACAAUCGUUGAUCGGUAAUUUUGCGAUAACAAGACGCUGCCUUCAAAACGCAGUCGCCGCGUGCUGGUGCAAAAUUUAUAAAUCACAAAAAAUAACGGAAAAUAUGUUAUCGGCUUAGCGGGCGCAGCGUUUAAUUAUUUAUUAAGCCCACGAUAGUAACCAAAAAUAAGAAGGAUCAUGAUAGAGCGAGGGAGAGAAAGAGCUGCUUGCCGUCUCUUUUCUGCAAAUUGUUUUUGUUUUUUUUAAGCCCCACACAGUCAACAGCAAUGAACAAAGUUAUGUGUGUGAAAGAGAGCGAGAGAGAGAGUGAGUGUGCGAGUGCGAGUGGCAAAGACACAUCAAUUAUCGUUUUUUAACCGUUUUGUGUGUGAGAGCGAAGGAAACAGCGAACGAAAGAGAGAGCAUAUUCCAAAACUAUUUGUGAUUACAAUUAUAUAUGAAGAUGAUGAUGAAGAGGAAGAAAGCGGAAGUAAAAACGCCGAAAGCCAGAAAACUUAGAAGCAACACAAAACGCAUUAACCGGAUGAUACCUAGACUUUAAGCCUUAGUCUAAAACCCGCGCUAUAUACACAUUUAUAUACAUAUAUAGGUACGAUCGAUCACACGAGAGCGGGAAAUAUAUAUAUACAUAUAUAUAUAUAUAUAUAUAUAUAUAACAUAGUUAAGCCAACACUUGUAAAUUAUAAAUGAACAUUUAUUCUUAAUGCAAAGGAAAUGCAAAAAAGAAACAAAAACCACAAGAUAAAAACAUUAACCGAAGACGAAGCACUUUGCUAAACGCGUUUAUUAUUAUGCAUACAAAAUGUUAUUUCUUAUAACAAAAACACAGAAAACCCACAAAAAAAGAACUCGAGAGGGGAAAUAAGAAAAUGAAUAACAAAUACGAAAACGAAAAGAAAAACAAAAACACAAAGGAUGCGAAGGAUAGAUAAGUCAAGUGUAAAGUAAACCAAGCCUUAGUAAAAACUAGUUCUAACACAACAACCACAACAAAAACAAAAAAUCAAGAGAAAAGAAAUGAAAUGGUAAAACAAAA
This is a messenger RNA of Drosophila simulans, 13683 nucleotides long. It is a transcript of the gene nej, whose product is annotated as histone acetyltransferase p300. Lineage: Eukaryota; Metazoa; Arthropoda; Insecta; Diptera; Drosophilidae. Gene Ontology annotation, biological process: positive regulation of transcription by RNA polymerase II. The transcript has 13 exons. Gene Ontology annotation, cellular component: histone acetyltransferase complex; transcription regulator complex. The coding region runs from base 88 to 9915 and encodes 3275 amino acids. Gene Ontology annotation, molecular function: zinc ion binding; histone acetyltransferase activity; transcription coactivator activity. The record is from RefSeq and is a predicted model, not a curated record.